AUGAGUAAACACAAGAAGAAACCUUCACCUAGGAGGGACAUACCCAUUGAUUUCGUUGCUCCUUUGUCUGAAUGUUCUGUGGUCCCUAUUGAGAUGACAAAAGCUCAUUUCUUGGAUGCUUACUCCAAAGGGAAAUGGAAUUUGAGUGAUGUACCUAGACCUGUCUGUUUGCAAGGUGUUAAUUUUAUGAUCCCCCCAGAAUGUUAUCAUGAAUUGAAUAGAGUUAUGAUUGUAGAUAAGUAUAUGAAUUUGAAACAAUGGGAGGAAAAAUCGUUUUUCAAGAAAUUGAUAGGGUCAAUAAAAAGAUCAUUUGAAGUAGGUGGUGUCAGCAUUUCCUUGAUUACUACUGAAAAGGUUGUGUUUAAGUAUGAAACAACUAUAGAAAUGAAUGAAUUACCAAGGGAAUUAUCCAUAGAUAGUCAUGCUAUAUUAUCUAGAGAUUAUCUCCUUUUACAUGAUGCUACCAAAGAUUGGAGGACAACCAACAACCCCUUGGUAACAGGUAUACCUUAUAUUAAAUUUUAUUGUGGAGUACCUCUUUUGACAGAGAAAAAAGAAAUAAUUGGGAUCUUAGCCAUUUUCGAUCAAUUUCCCAAACCCGAACCUAACUUCACAACAAAACAUAUUGAAAGAUUGAAAGGAUUUAGUACUGAAAUAUUGACAUUUUUAAAUAAACCAAUUGAACUAAAGAACUCCACAAAACCUUUGACGUUCAACGAAAAUUUGAUAGAGUUGAAUGAACUACAAUCGAAACUCGGAAGAGCUACUGGUCGUGGUUCUCUCAUGACAGUGUUUGAAAAAGAUGGUAGUGGUGGCCCAUAUUUACAAAACAACAAUUUCAAAUUUUUAACAAAGCUUACCAAUCUGGAGAAUGAAGAGAUUUCAAACAAUAAAGUAUUAAUGGACAAAUUAGUUAGAAUGGGUAACAUAAGAAGGUCUUCCAAUUUAUUGUGUAGAAUACUAACAGUCAAUUACAACAUUGAUUAUGCCUAUAUUUUGGAAAUAAGAGUAGCUGAAAGUUAUAAUAUUGAUAGUAAGUAUUUCCCUGAAAAUGUGUCAAAGAUUGAUUCGGAAAAUUUCGAUUUCACUGACAAAUUGAUCAAGAAUCCAAAAACAAGCAAUGAUUUCAUGACAAGGGUUAUUGGAAAUUUUGGUCCGAAAUACUCCAACAUGAAUUAUGAAACUGCCAUUCAUUACAAAUCCUUCGUUUCAGAAUUCGGAAUAAAGUAUAAAAAUGAACAUAAAAACGCCAUGUUCAAUAGCGGAAUUUUAAUUCCUUUCCACAGGCACAAUUCCAAGUUGGUUAAGCAAAAACGUAAAGGCGAUUCUCUAGAAGUAAGUUUGAGGAGUGGGGGUUACUUAAUCGGAUUAUUCAGAGAAAAAUUGGAGGAUGAAUUCAAAGAUGAAGAAAUUUCAAGAAUAUUCAAUAAUGUUUCCAUCUUGAGGAAAAUUUAUAUUUAA
Yamadazyma jaroonii is the source of this 1461-nucleotide messenger RNA. NCBI's taxonomy places the organism in Eukaryota, Fungi, Ascomycota, Pichiomycetes, Serinales, Debaryomycetaceae. The record is from the annotation of a GenBank genome assembly.